Messenger RNA from Podarcis muralis (Common wall lizard), 4986 nucleotides. It is a transcript of the gene USP13, whose product is annotated as ubiquitin specific peptidase 13. Gene Ontology annotation, molecular function: cysteine-type deubiquitinase activity; protein binding; zinc ion binding. Lineage: Eukaryota; Metazoa; Chordata; Lepidosauria; Squamata; Lacertidae. Gene Ontology annotation, biological process: protein deubiquitination. The record is from RefSeq and is a predicted model, not a curated record.
CCUCCUCCUCCUGCUCCUCCGCGGGGCUCGGCCGGCUGCGCUCCUCUCUGCUGACCCACCGGCGGGAGCCUGGAGCCGGGCGCGCUCUCGGGGAGCGGCCGGGGGUCGCAGAUGGCGGCGGGGGACGUGGGCGAGCUGCUGGUGCCCUACAUGCCCACGAUCCGGGUGCCCAAGGCCGGCGACCGCGUCUACAAGACCGAGUGCUCCUUCUCCUACGACUCGCCCGAUUCCGAAGGAGGCCUCUAUGUGUGCAUGAACACCUUUCUGGGAUUCGGAAGAGAACAUGUGGAAAGGCACUACCGGAAGACGGGUCAGUGUGUGUACAUGCAUUUGAAGCGGCACAUGAAAGAGAAAGUGAAAGGGGCAUCUGGUGGAACUUUACCAAAAAGGAGAAACACCAAGAUAUUUUUAGACCUAGAAUCCAAUGGUGAUUUAAACAACGAUGAUUAUGAAUUUGAGGAUGAAGCUAAACUUGUCAUAUUUCCAGACCACUUUGAAAUUCCUUUACCCAACAUAGAAGAGUUGCCAGCUUUGGUUACGAUAGCUUGCGACGCAGUCCUCAGUUCGAAAUCUCCUUAUAGGAAGCAAGACCCAGAUUCGUGGGAAGAGGAGCUGCAAGUCUCCAAACAUGCCAACACUCUUGUGCAGAUGGACAAUGGAGUCAGGAUUCCUCCCAGUGGCUGGAAAUGCUCAAAAUGCGACCUGCGGGAGAAUCUUUGGCUGAAUCUCACAGAUGGGUCAGUACUGUGCGGAAAGUGGUUCUUUUACGGCAGUGGAGGAAAUGGACAUGCGCUGGAACACUAUAAGGAGAUGGGUUAUCCCUUAGCAGUGAAGCUUGGAACAAUUACUCCCGAUGGUGCAGAUGUCUAUUCCUUUGAUGAAGAGGAGGCGGUUUUGGACCCACACAUAGCCAAACACUUAGCACAUUUUGGCAUUGAUAUGCUCCAAAUGCAUGUAACGGAGAAUGGCUCUAGAGAUAACGACAUCAAACCCAGAGUCUCUGAAUGGGAAGUGAUCCAAGAGUCUGGCAUGAAGCUAAAGCCAAUGUAUGGUCCAGGAUACACGGGCAUGAAAAACCUGGGCAACAGCUGCUAUGUCAACACUGUCCUACAAGCCAUUUUCAGCAUCCCUGAAUUUCAGAGAGCGUACGUGGGAAACCUUCCAAGAAUAUUUGACUACUCCCCUCUAGACCCAACACAAGAUUUCAACACACAAAUGGCUAAAUUGGGACAUGGCCUCCUUUCAGGCCAAUACUCUAAACCACCUACGAAAUCUGACCUCAUUGAACAGGUGAUGAAAGAAGAACACAAGCCUCAGCACAAUGGCAUCUCUCCUCGCAUGUUCAAAGCUUUCGUAAGCAAAGGGCACCCUGAAUUCUCCUCCAAUCGGCAGCAAGAUGCACAGGAGUUUCUCCUGCACCUUAUACAUCUCAUAGAGAGGAACCCUAUUGGUUCAGAAAACCCGACCGAUGUCUUCCGGUUCUUGGUGGAAGAACGUACACAGUGCUGCCAGUCCAGGAAAGUCCGAUAUACCGAGAGGGUGGACUAUCUCAUGCAGUUGCCUGUAGCAAUGGAAGCUGCAGUGAACAAAGAUGAACUGAUUGCUUACGAAUUGAAGAGGAGAGAAGCUGAAACUGCAAGGAGGCCCCUGCCGGAGCUUGUACGUGCCAAAAUCCCUUUUAGUGCCUGUUUGCAGGCCUUUUCAGAACCAGAUAAUGUAGAAGACUUCUGGAGCAGUGCCCUUCAAGCCAAGUCUGCUGGAGUUAAAACCUCUCGCUUUGCCUCAUUUCCCGAGUACCUGGUAGUACAGAUAAAGAAGUUCACUUUUGGCUUGGAUUGGAUACCUAAGAAGCUUGAUGUUUCCAUAGACAUGCCAGAUCUUCUGGACAUCAGCCACCUCCGUGCCACAGGCCUCCAACCAGGAGAGGAGGAGCUCCCAGAUAUCUCUCCACCCAUUAUCAUUCCUGAUGACCCCAAAGGUACUGCCUGCUACCACGAGGAUCUCUACUCCCCCACCAUUCUCCACCACAACUAUGGCAUGACGAACCAUUUCAUGGAGCCUCCAGAUAUUGAUGAAUCCUCAGUGAUGCAGCUAGCCGAGAUGGGUUUUCCACUGGAAGCAUGCCGUAAGGCUGUCUACUAUACAGGCAACAUGGGUGCUGAGGUGGCUUUCAACUGGAUCAUUGCCCACAUGGAAGAACCAGAUUUUGCAGAGCCCUUAGCCAUCCCUGGUUACGGAGGAGCCACUUUUCCUGCGGCAGGUGGAGCAGCAGUUGUUGGGCUGGAUAACCAGCCCCCAGAAGAAAUGGUUGCCAUCAUUACCUCUAUGGGCUUUCAGCGGAAUAUAGCUUUCCACGCGCUACGGGCAACAAAUAAUAACCUGGAGCAUGCAUUAGACUGGAUCUUCAGUCACCCAGAGCCAGAGGAGGAGAACGAAACGACUUCUGAAACCAUGGACCUAGAGAACCAUGUGAAUGCCAACAUCCUUGCAGAAUCUGAUCCAGAAGGACCCAGGAUCAAAGACGGCUCUGGGCGAUAUGAACUUUUUGGGUUCAUCAGUCACAUGGGAACAUCUACAAUGAGUGGCCAUUAUGUUUGUCAUCUCAAAAAGGAGGGAAGGUGGGUGAUCUACAAUGACCUCAAAGUCUGUGCCUCGGAGCGACCACCCAGGGAGUUGGGGUAUAUUUACUUUUACCGCAGGAUACCAAGUUAGGCCUUAGUAAACGCCCCUUGGCCUUAAGAAGCCAUAAGCCUUUUUAUUCUGCCAAAAAGUCGUUUUAAACAAGCAAAGCCUUUGGACUGCCAAAAGGAGCAAAAAGGAAAACAUUUGGGUACUAUUUAUAGCUUAAAAUCAGGAUCAGUCAUUUGAUGCCUUCUUAACACUGUAGUGGAGGAAUUUCUGUUGGGUCACAGCGCGUUCUAGGAUUUUGGAAAAAAAAUAUGUAUACACUUUGUGGCGACCUCAAGGCUGUUCUGAUCACUAGCCGAGAUUGCAGCAAGCAACUGGAGAACACGAGACUGCUCUCAAACUCUGAAACACCCACCUUCUUACCUCGCAAGUCAGUUUCGACCCUCAGCAACUGUUAUGGAAUCAGUGAUGGUAGCCAAGCCACUGCCUUUGACUGGAGAGUUUACCACCACCCUGAAGGGAAUGUUUGGUGGAAGAUCUGUUUGCCAGCCUGAAAAAGUGGCUUAGUUGUGAUCUCUGGUUAGAUUUCCUUUUUUCCUUUUCCUUUUUUGAAUAGCACUGUGUUAUUCCAGGAUGUAACGGCCCAGAAUAUGUUGCAGAUGUCAGCGUGUGAAAUCAAGGUUAAUAACUGCAGCCAAGGGAGCUUGCAGUUUGGCCAAACAAACAAAAAAUUCUGGGUGUUCAUUUUUUUGUUUUAAACAAACGGUGCUUUGGGUGGCUUCAAAACAUACCUUCCUUUUCUAUGCAUUGACCUAGCAAUUGCUGAUGGUUUGAGAACUCGCUUUAUAAGAAAGGGCUCAUUUCACCCAUUUCAGUGGAUCGGUAUGCACAUUUGUGUCUGUGCGUGAGUCUGCUUCUCCCAUUGUGAGAUAAAUGCUCACACAUGCAAAAGCUCUGUGUAGUCCUCAGGGUUCGUGUAGGGCUGUGGAUCAGCAAACUGCAGCUUGGCUGUUCUUCCUCCUCGGUUAUUCAUGCUUUUGCAUAUACUGUAAAGGGAAUCCACUCCAUGGGUCCCCAUGACAAGUAUUCCCAUCCUGCUUCGUAACGUUUACAAGGGCUCACCUUGUGACUAGCUCUUGCCCCACCUUCUUCCCCUUCCACGGCAACCAAAGGAACUAGAGUUGCUAGGACGACAGGAUGGGGGAGAGUCACAUGGUGAGGACAUGCAGAUGUUUGUGGAUCGGUUGGGAAUCCUUUACCACAGAAGAAGACCUCAUCAGGGUCGUAAAAUGUACUGGACCCGAAGUCAGUCUGCUUUGAUUUUCCUUCCACUUUUAUGCCGCUUUAGUAUUUCCCACAAAAAUAUUUUAAAGAUAGGGACCCUUUAUGGAGAAGCUAAAAUAUAUAACUUUCCCUGGCAAUGACGCUCCCUAGAGGAACCGUGUCUAGCAAAUAUGCAGACAGUCCUUUUCCUCUGGCAUAGCUUGUUUAAUUAUUUAAAAUUUCUUCCCAUGAAAUAGCCUGCUGAUGGAUUGAUUUUUUUUCCAUUUAAAAACCAUCAUAUUGACUUGUCAGCAGUUUGCAAAGGAGCCAAGUAUCCCUUUCUAACAAACCUCCCCACUGCCUCCAAUGUCUUCUUUUCAGUUUCACACUAUUUUCACUGUGCUAUUUUAUGGCUUUACAAGCGUAAAAGGGGUGUGUGUGUGUAUUUUUGUUUGUUUGUUUCAAUUCAUUGUGUGAACUCAUGGGCCUGGUAAGUUCUUUUUUAUUACUUUUUUUGCCUUUGUUGAACUACUGGGUUGUUAGGGAAUUUGCAAUGGCAAAUAAAGUGGUGCCUACUGAUUUGGGUCAAGCAAAUGCAGCUGUUACCAUAGAAAACAGCAGACAAACCUGUAUCAAGUAUAAAUCUUCAGUAAAUGACAUACUACUUGUGCAGAAGUUCAGGAGACAUUACAGUGUGUGUGUGUUUGUGUGUGCGUGUGUAUAUACAUGCACAUACACAGAGUUUCUUUAUGGAAAGAUCAGUGUUGCGGCUAUUUAUGCUUGGAGCCAGCAUCAUUUGAGGCACUAGUGAUGCAGCUUAAGACCUUGUAUGUCAGGUUAGAUUCUACAAAUCAACAGCCACAAAAGGCAGAAAGAGGCUUUCGAGCCCAGCAACACUGCGAGUGGUGAAUCCAAAGCCUCUAUCUUGGGGUCUAUUCUACCAUCACCACUUUGCUUUAUUUACAGCACUGCUACAGGCAUGUUAGAAUGCUGAUCUGUCUCGCAACCUAGUCCCAGGCUACCUUCAAUUACAGCUUCUCAAGUCACUAUGAAUGUACCACAAAAUUUGCUGGCUGAUCUGCUGUUAUUUGCUGU